GGAAUAAACAGCUGUACUACUGAUUUGUCUACUGAAAGAAGUUCAGUUUACUCCUGGAGGGAUGAUUGUGAUCCUUUCUGUAGCCUGGAGUAGUUGGGGCACUCAGCUGGAAGUGGACAGAUACGAUUUGGACCCUGAGUAUUACUACUUUUUUCAGUGUAUCAAAUUAUCUAACGGAGGUGUCAAACAUUAUUAUGAAUGGUGCCCCACCCAAGUAACCCGCAGCCAAGUACACGCAUUCACAUUCCUCUUCUUCUACUUCGUUGUUUCUGUAUGCCCCCGUGCUCUCCUUUCUGGUUGCACAGAGUUAUACCUUCGGUGAAGAGAUGUGGAAUGCCAUUUCUCACACUGAUGGCUACUUCAUGACCACCAGACCAUGUCAUGCAAAGAAUGAAGGAAUUUGAUAAAGCCAACACACAGAGAGUGCAUCAGUUAUUUUGGGAGAUUGAUGAAAUGCUGUUUGAAGGAAAAGUGACCUCCCAAACACAGAGCCUGCAGACAGAAUGUGCAGACUGGGCUGAACAAUUUCCUCACCUAAGGGUACUAGGAAAGCAACUCCUAUGGCCAAAGGAUGAAGGCUUUCAGCAUUUUCAGAGCAGAAGUGAUACCAGUGUGGACACUAAGUUUUUACCUGACCUUCAUGAAUGUACUAGUAGUAUAAAAGGGCUCUGCAUUUCAGGCUCUAAAUUGAUCCCAAUGGCAUCUCCAAUACAUAGAUCACUACAUUCAAGUUCCACUAGGAUUUCUGCCUCUGACAAAUCCACAUACUCAUUCCUGGAAGAAGAAAUCUAUGAUGUGGAUGGAGAAAUAGAAGAAUAUCUUGCCUUUGACAACAAGGAGCUUGAUGAUGAGACUUUGGAACAAAAGAAAGUGCAUAUUGCUGAGAAGAGGAGUAAGCGUGGCAUUCCCCCUGUUUCUCCCCAUGCCUGUAUCAAAGAUGCUGUGGCUUCUGAAGUGUUUGAUCAUAUCUGGAGUAAUGUAAUUGGAAUAUUGGAGGAAUUGAUUAAAAAGAAUUGGGAAACUAAUGUCACAGAGCGUGGCAAACAGGUGGAAGAUCUGAAAGCUGUUACAGCAAAACUGCCACGUUUGCCAGUUGUUCCUAUUACAGCAGAUGUUGGGAGCACUCCACUGUCCAGAGGCUCUGAAGCGCGAAGUGUCUCCUUUGGGUCUCAUUUUGUUUCCUCACAGGUUCACCGUUUCUCCAGCAGCUUCUGUAGUGAUUUGAAUGGUGUGAUGACAAUUCAAGCAAAACCACUCCAACAGAGGCAUAGUGCCACAGUAGAGAAAAUACAGAAUGAGCAAGAUGAUAAGCAGCGUAACAUUGGCUCCAGUGCUCCAAAUUCAGUGCACGCUAAGCUGGGGAGAAUUGCUGACAACAGUGUUCUCUCAUCAUCUCGGGUACUGCUGAUGUCUUCUAGGAAGCUACCAAGCCAUUGUAGGUUACCUUCUCUCACUUCUGACCAACUCUCCUCAAAAGCUCCUAAUAUGUACAAUGAUGAAGUCCUUAGGGGGACUAAAUUGAGUGCCAGCUUGGAUCGUUUAUCUUCCACUCGUGCACCUACAACCCGGAACAAAUUACCUCCAAUAAACUCAGAGGUUGUUGAACGGUAUCUUUCAGGACCUGGACUGCAACAGAGCUCUCAGCGAGGGCAAUAUGCUUACAGCAGAGUAUCAAGUGCAGUGCCCGGCACUACAGAGCAACGGCCACUCCGAGAAAAAACUGUUGUUAAACGUCAAUUUUCGAGGCCCAACACAACUCAUACAUUCAGGGUACGUUACAAUACAGACACACCUCAGAAGAGUUCUCUGACUCCCAUGGAUUUUGCUAACCACAGAGGAACAGGUCAAGGAUUUUUAAUAGGUUCACAGCAUCACUACAGAUCCUUUCAGAGAAAUCCUCCAACCUUAAGAAAGAGAUUUCAGAUUGCUUCUUAAGCCUGUUUAGGAAGAAAUGGAAAUCACCUACACUGAUGGGAACACUGGAGCACUAAAUUUGCCAGCUGAUAUCUUGUGUAACAGAGAACUGGUUUCUGCUGAGCCUUGCAAUCCUCAGGAUGCCUGCAUUGCCUUCUUUUAAAGUUGUCUGACCAGAGGUUAGAGUAAAAAUUAGAGCAAAAUCUGCACUGUUUGCAGCAUCAAGCUGCCACUGCUGCACUUUUUGUUUCUCAGGCAUUCCUCCUUUCCUUAGGGAAUUAUUGUUCUACCUGUAGAAGUAAAUAAGUUAUGUUUAGGCCAUGAAGUGCUGUUCCCACUUUCUUGUGCUUUCUCAGUGUUAAAGAUGUCUAUCCAGACAUCAGUCAUAUAUAAAAUUUAUACUUUAAACAGGAGUUUGUGGUGUCUCCUCUUUAACUGCUGUUUUAACAUUUCUCCAUUUUUCAGUCUGGUUAUUGUUCUCUUCUAAAUACUGUCUGUUGCUACUUUUUUCUUCUUCCUUUGAAUUCCACCUGAAAAGAAUUAUACAUUGCUUCUGUUUACUAUUUGGAUGUUAGUAACUGUGGGAAUUGCUGAGAUAAACUUUGUUUACAGGAAGCUGUAUUUUCCCUGCCAGGCCAAACAUUGUUAUAGAUGCUGAGCAGCUGAAUCUGCAUGUUGACAAGUUGGCAAGGUUAUUCCCACUUGUUGAGAUUUCUUUUAAAAUAUUGCCUGGUAUUAUACAAAUGAAUUAUAUUUUGAAAUAUGCAAGCCUGGAAAUAUGUACUUAACUGAUGAAAGCACUUUUUCAUACCUCUUUGUGUUGACUCAAGUAGGAAGAUCAAAGAGGAGACUGAGACUGCAUUCUGCCCAGAGUUCACAGCCCGGCUAUUAGUACUGUGUAUGUUCACAGUCAGAGAUUCAUCCUUUCAUCAGAGAACCAGCAGUUCAAGUAGAUGUGGUUGAAAAGCUAUUGAAAGGGAAAAGGGAGAGGAGAAAAAUGGAAUUAGUUGUCCAAAUUGUACAAUUAAGGAUAGAAUCAGUUCCUUCUACUUGAGAUCUAACACCAGUUCUCCUCACUUCAUUAUGAACGUUCAAGAAUUGGUAAUCCAUGCAAAGCAUUUGUAACGCAUACUUGAUAUCUGCACUGUUGAUCAGAUUUCUGUUUUUUGU
Colius striatus (speckled mousebird) is the source of this 3084-nucleotide messenger RNA. It is a transcript of the gene FAM149A, whose product is annotated as family with sequence similarity 149 member A. The record is from RefSeq and is a predicted model, not a curated record. The transcript is spliced from 13 exons. Lineage: Eukaryota; Metazoa; Chordata; Aves; Coliiformes; Coliidae. Bases 382 to 1935 code for a protein of 517 amino acids.